Electrophorus electricus (electric eel) is the source of this 5276-nucleotide messenger RNA. RefSeq names its product ubiquitin specific peptidase 40 (gene usp40). Gene Ontology annotation, biological process: protein deubiquitination. Gene Ontology annotation, cellular component: cytosol; nucleus. Gene Ontology annotation, molecular function: cysteine-type deubiquitinase activity. The record is from RefSeq and is a predicted model, not a curated record. Lineage: Eukaryota; Metazoa; Chordata; Actinopteri; Gymnotiformes; Gymnotidae.
AUGGCUGCGCUCUGAAGCGCAAUGAUUUCCUACUUAGAUUUAGUUUUUUAUCAUUUAUUGACACCGACAGCUGAUAAUUAUGUUUUUGUCGAUCGCUGUUGUUAAUACGGUGGUGGUGUAGUACACUGACUCCAAAAGAGCUGUUGACAACAUUAAUAUACAGUGCUUUCAAAUCAAUCGCUUAACAUGAAAGCACGGCAAACACUUUUCCGAUUUCAGUCUUUCCUUAUUGUAAGGACGGUCAGUGAUCUGUAGUUUAUUCAGUGGUCUGGCAUUACAUUAACUUGAGCCGAGCAACUUUGUUCAACUAGUUUCCCGCUAACCAUGUUUAGCCCAGUAAAAUCAGCUUAUUUGAGGGUGAGUCCAACUACUGUUAAUCGUGAGCUCGGUAAGACCAAGAUGAGAUAGCAAGAGGCAAACCUUUAUCCUGAAAACGAAAGCGAUCACCAAAGAACCUGGCUGUACCAAAAAGGCACACUGUUGAGCAGCACCUUCGCCAUGUUUGGAGAUCUGUUCGAAGAGGACGGAGACAGAUUUUCGUCCCACACUAUCGGAGGUAACUCUGUUAAAGGUAAAGACACUGAGCCUCCGCCACCAAGAGCAAAUGUCAAGCUCAGCGGAAUCAAAAACCAAGGCGGCACAUGCUACCUCAACUCCUUGCUGCAGACCCUGCUGUUCACGCCAGAGUUCAGAGAGGAGCUGUUUAACCUGGGACCAGAAGAACUGGGGAAUCUGAUGGACAAGGACAAGCCAGAGGCUAAGCAGGUGCGGGUUAUUCCAUUGGAGCUGCAGAGGCUAUUUGCUCGGCUACUGCUUUUGGAGGAACAGACAGCUUCGACCACUGCGCUGACUGACAGCUUUGGCUGGACCAAUCAUGAGGAGAUGAGUCAGCAGGAUGUGCAGGAGUUGAACAGAAUCUUGUUUAGUGCUCUAGAAAGUUCUCUUGAGGGCACAUCUGGCAGCAGUCUGAUACAACGACUUUACCAUGGAACACUUGUCAACCACAUCAUCUGCAAGGAGUGUAACAAUGUCAGCGAGAGGCAGGAGGAUUUCCUGGACCUGACUGUGUGUGUGCGUGGAGUCAGCGGCCUAGAAGAGGUUCUGUGGCACAUGUUUGUGGAGGAAGAGUUGUUUGAAGGGAAUAAUCUAUACUGGUGCAGCCACUGUGAUGGACUAGUUCAUGCUGCCAAGUCUACUAAGUUGAGGAAGCUUCCCCCGUUCCUCACUGUGUCUCUGCUGCGGUUCAGUUAUGACUUUGGGAAAUGUGAGCGUUUCAAAGAAAUGAGCAGAUACACCUUUCCUCUCACCAUCAACCUGCGGCCCUUCUGCGAACAGUCAGAACUUCCAGACUCUGAGUUUUCGUACGAGCUUUUCUCUGUCAUCAUACACAAGGGCAGCUGUUACGGAGGACAUUACCACGUCUACAUCAAAGACAUUGACCAGCUGGGCCACUGGGAGGCACCGGAGGAUGACGUUAAGGAGAAGCAUAAAGCUCAGAAAAAGCUUCCAAAAGUGCAGGAGUGUGAAGAUACUCUGGACUGGGAGGAUCCGCUGGCUGUUGUGACCACUGUUUUGGCUCAGGAAGCUUCUGGAAGUGUGUUAGUGGACCAGCUUGGUCAGAAAAUAAUGGACAAAAUUGGCUCCUCAUGGAAUAAGAAGUUCAGGAAGCAGUAUGGACCAAUUAGCAAGUUCCUGCAGAGCCACACUGAUGUGUUUAUGUUGGUCUCAAAUGGAUCCUGUGUGGCUCUGAAAGCCACAACCACUUCAGAACCGGUCGCUCCGUCCCUGCACAGUAACAGACUGGAGCACGCUGAAGCAGAACUACAGGGCUCGGCAGAACUGGACGCGGAGCCUGCAAGUGGCAGUUGCUGGUUCGAUCUGAAUGACUCUGCUGUGACGCCCAUCAGAGAGCAAGCCAUCAGCAAGCAGUUUGAGGGGCGAGAGAGUGCCUACAUGCUGUUCUACAGGAAGAGCACACUGCAAAGACCACCACAGGCAAAAGGAAACCCUGCUUACAAAGUGCCACUUCACCUACUGGAGAUGAUACAAGAGGAGAAUGCUACACUGCAGCAGAGAAGGGCUGACUUUGAUGCCAGCAGUAACCGUAUUGAGGUUCGACUCCAUUUGGCUCCUCAUUACCAUGUGCAGAAUGGAGCGCUGCAGCCCAGCAGUACCAACACCCGUGCUGUCGUCAGCAUGAUGUUUGACCGCAGGAAAACUGUGGGAGACCUGCGACUGGCUGUCUACCAGAUGCAGACUACAUGGGAGGGUGACAUGGCACUGACUUUAGCAAAGAACCUGCCCGCGGGAUUACACCUGUAUGACACACUUGAUGAUGAUGAGAAAUCUCUGUACAGUGCUGGACUGUGUAAUGGCUCAGACCUGUUUGUGUGGAAUGGGAAAGAGGUGAAUGGGGUGCAGGUGCAGACGGGAGCUGAGUGGGAGCCGGUAUUGCUGACCAUUCUGCGGCCGGGUGAGGAUGAGCUGGAUUCUGGCAGUGCGCCUGGAGUUGGGGCUACCCGCACAGACGGAUCAGGAAUUGUGCGCUUCACACAGGGUUUCGCCAGCGGGAUCACUCUGGGAGGGGUUCGGGAGGUACUGGGGCCACAAGAAGCCCUGGUGUGCCAGGAGGCAAAAGGAGCUCAGCCAGGUGGGGGUGGGGCAAGCGGGUGGAGGCUGUGUCCCCCUGAGGCCAUGCGGCAGACGCUAAGAGAACUCACACUCCGGGAUGGAGACUCGCUGCUGCUGCUACCAUCCACACAGCUCACCAACAGUAUGUUCAGUCUGAGUGGGGACAUGGUUACCGUGAUGACUCCCUUGGACUGUCGCUGGCUUCAAGUGGAGUAUUGGUCUCAAACAGCAUCGGAAGAAGAGGAGGGUGGGAGGCAAGAAUGCAAGAAGAGGAAGAUCCCUGCCUCUGGAGACACGCGGUUGGGGGAGGUGAAACAGCGAGCACUGGAGGAGCUGCAGUUACAGGAGUGCUUCAGAGAUGAGCCAUGCUGUCUAAGGCAGAUGGAUCGAACAGGAAAACUUUUACCUCCAGUCUGUGAUCACCUAAGUGUGCGUGAUGCAGGCAUUCGGUUGAUGACAUCAUUGUGUCUGUGUCAUGGGUGUGCUCCAAAAGCAUCCCAGCUUUUCCUGUACUUUAGAGUGGGUGUCGUGCCCUCUGCUGGUCAGGAUCGAGAGAUCAUUGUGGAGGAGAGACUCUCAGUGAAAGAAUGUCUCACAAAGAUGCUGCAAUUGGCUGACCUGGAUGGAAUGUGCUGGCACUUGCGGAGGAUGGACUGGUGUGAGGAGGUUGGGGAGCCCCUGAUGGAUGAGAAUGCGUCUUUGCUGGAUGUGAAGCUCUGCUCUGGGGACACUUUGGUCAUUGCUGAGGGACAGCUCCCCCCAAAGGGCUUUCUGAAGCUGUCUGUGAGGUGGUUGGUGGAUCGGAGUAGUGACUGUGUGUCCAGUUUUCCAGAUCUUAGUCACAAAAUAGAGUGGGCAGAAAUGGAGAUGACAUCUGUUGGCUAUGUGGAAAUCUCGCAAGAGGCAUCACUGCAUGACCUCAGGUGUCAGGUGCUGACACUGCCUGCGCUGGUGGGUCUGUGUAUGCCCACUCCUGAGUUCCUGCGUUUGUGGGUAAUGGAAGGGCAAACACCCAGCAGAAUCCUCAGAGGAAACCAGCAGACACUCAGGAAGCUAAAGUUGGGGAUGGGGUCUGAGGUGUGUGUGCAGAAGCUGCUCUGUGAGGAGGAUCUUGGACUGAAGGAGGUGUUACUAAGAUUGAAAAUGGGUGUGCCAGGUGAGAGGGCGUAUUACUCUGCCCAGGAGUUUGUGUGGGAUGCAGGACGAGAUCCAUCCCCUAAGGGGUUGUACAACAGCCUGGCCUCCCUCUACAGCACCUCACCUGACAAUCUUCUGCUUGCCAAACACCUGCCUGACAAACACACCUGGAUGGCCAUUCACAAUUGGACUCAGCAUGUCUCUAAAAAGAAGAAAAAGAAGAAAGUGGAGAGUCUUCAGGGAACUCCGUACUGUCUCAGAGAUGGAGAUAUCAUCGGAGUAAAGAAUCUGCUGGUUGACAGUAAUCGAGAGUUCAGUACACUGAAGGAUGAGCAGGAGCAGCAGAGACUCAGGGAGCAAACAGACAUCCACAAGAAAGGAGGGCAGACUGCCAGUGGAGAGAUCACACAGGAGGCGAGGCCUGAGGGAAAAGCCAGAGCAAAUAAAAACAGGAAGCCAGAAGUGGCCUUGUCAAUCAAUGUGGCUGUGUUCAGAUAACCCUGACUCAUAAAGAAAAGCCACACCCCCUAAGCACCUCACAGCCAACCAGUGCUCAAAUACUGAAGUCUGUGCAAAUCCAUGUCUCACAUACCUGUCCUGCCAGUAAAGCAAGAGUUUCAAGGGUUUGCUGCCUCACUAUGGAACACUCAAGCAACACAGGCUCAUGGGAAAUACUGUGGGUAUACUGAACAAGUAAUGCUUUUAUGUUGGAAUUAGGACCUUUCAGGAAAUGAGAAUUUCCCAAGAUUCUCUGCUGCGGUUUAUGGGGGAAAAAACCUUUUCCUACUAGGAACAGGAAUCAGUUUAUUCUGCCAUCCUUUUGUUGUUGUUGUCCUUUCUCAGUUAGCAGUUUUUGUUAGCACUGUAUUUUCUAACACUAACUGCAAGUGUUUGGUUUCCUUUUCAACAUCUCAUCUUUUCUCACACCUGUUCCUGGCUCAGAUUAAGUUCUUUGAAUGGCCAUGUGUAGUUUAAUGCCUUAACACCGGAACCCUCGUCACCCAGACCCCCUCAUCCUAGUCCACCAGAGUAGAUGAGUAUUUAUAAGUGAGUGUUUCCCUAUAAUCCUUCAAGAGAGAAGUUUCCCUGUAAACCGAGGGAUUGUUCAUUUAUAAUGUUAUUGAGUCUAAAAUCAUGAGAUUUGUAUUUGUUUUCGUAGAUAAGAUUAUAUGUUUGAGGAACAAGCGUUUGUGUUGAUUUUUAAUAGAAUUUGGAUUAAUCUCACUCUAAUUUGUUUGAGCUCCCAGGGAAGUAGUAAUAUUGCAGUUAUAGAGUAAAUACGUGUGUGUGUGUGUGUGUGUGUGUGUGUAUAUACACAUAAUUAUGUAUAAUUACAUAAUUAUUUAACUUUUUAUUUUUUUUGCCCUUCUGUGUUUUUAAAGCAGCAGAGUAAAAGAGUGAAACUGAUCUGUUUCGAUAAAACACGAGUUUAGUUUUGUUUUAAACAUCCUCCGUUAAGUUUUUUGGGGGGCUGUUAAAGUUUAAAUUAAAAUGUAUAAUAAAAUUUA